UUGCUCCUUCGAACCUCUGUUGGAAUUGCAACCUGAUAACAAAGUACGGGGUGGCACAGCAGAUUUCACUCAUUUAGCAGAGUGAAAACUAGUGGCCUUCAAUCUUUGACCUUCUUCCAAGAUUUGAUAGUAUUGCAUAAGGAAGUGUACUGAGGGCGGUACCUACCGACAGCAGACAUUUUCACCUUUUAUAAGUGUGUGUGACUGGAGGAGUCCAGCUAGUGACUGAGUGGACACAGAAGGUUAUUGACUUGUCAGCCGAAGACGCAGUUUUCGCCUGCCUGCUCUAAGAUGGUGAUUGCCAAGGCAUGGGCUCUAAAGAAGCAUUUUGAUGGUUUUCCCAAAACCAGUGACUUUGACCUGAAAGAGAUAGAGCUACCAAAUCUAAAGGAUGGAGAGUUGCUGCUUGAAUCAGUGUUUCUCAGUGUUGAUCCUUACAUGAGACCUUACAGUAAAAGAGACAUGAAGGAAGGCGACAUAAUGAUAGGCACGCAGGUUGCCAGGGUUAUAGAAAGCAAAAAUCCUGCUUUCACAGUGGGGGCCUUUGUCGUGGCUGGCAGGGGCUGGAGAACUCAUUUUAUCUCUGAUGGGAAAGACCUACAACUCCUUCCUUCCAAUUGGCCAGAAUCACUCCCCAGAUCUCUAGCUCUUGGAACAGUUGGCAUGCCAGGCCUCACUGCAUAUUUUGGUCUGCUGGAGGUCUGCAAGAUGAAGCCAGGAGAAACAGUCCUGGUUAAUGCUGCAGCUGGUGCUGUGGGCUCUGUGGUGGGGCAGCUCGCUAAAAUUGGGGGUUGCAAAGUGGUUGGCUGUGCUGGCUCAGAUGACAAGGUUGCCUAUCUGAAAAAAAUAGGCUUUGAUGAAGCCUUUAAUUACAAGACUGUUAAAUCUCUGGAUGAAGCACUGCGUAAAGCCUCUCCUGAUGGCUAUGACUGUUUCUUUGACAAUGUGGGUGGAGAAUUUGCCAGUGUUGCUAUCAACCAAAUGAAGAAAUAUGGAAGGAUUGCAAUCUGUGGCGCCAUCUCUCAGUACAAUGACUCUGUGCCUCAGAAAGGGCCUUAUGUGCAGCUUCCCAUGAUUUUCAAGGAGCUUCAAAUGGAAGGGUUUAUUGUGAGCCGAUGGAACAACCGCAGGGAGGAAGGUCUGCAGGCCCUGCUGAAGUGGGUCGUGGAGGGGAAGGUAAAGUGCCAUGAACAAGUCACUGAAGGAUUUGAGAACAUGCCAACAGCUUUUAUAGGAAUGUUAAAGGGAGAAAAUCUCGGAAAAGCUGUUGUAAAAGUGUGAAGAUCAGAUAUUCCUGGAAGACUGGCACAGGAGAAUGUGAUUCUGUCAAAUGCUUUUAAUUCACUUGUCAAAUCAUGUGAUCAGUAUGUUUCAAUCAU
Molecule: messenger RNA, 1379 nt
Organism: Motacilla alba alba
Lineage: Eukaryota; Metazoa; Chordata; Aves; Passeriformes; Motacillidae
Gene: PTGR1
Product: prostaglandin reductase 1
Exons: 11
Coding region: 292-1281 (329 amino acids)
Biological process (GO): prostaglandin metabolic process
Cellular component (GO): cytoplasm
Molecular function (GO): 2-alkenal reductase [NAD(P)H] activity; 15-oxoprostaglandin 13-reductase [NAD(P)+] activity
Source: RefSeq, a predicted model, not a curated record